CUUUCGUUUAUUCCGCGGUUGACCAUCGGGAUUAUUGGCCGAAGCGCCUGGUACAAAAAUUAAAUACAUGCUGGUUUAGAAAAGUAUUUUUUUUUUUCGAAUUGGAGAUUACUCAGUUAAACGAUUUUAAUGGUAGUAUGUUAUUGUAUAUGUUUUGGGGUUUUGUUGCUUGAUAGAGUUGUGUUCUAAUAAUUUGUGUUGUGUAAUUAGUUUAAUAAUUAAUAAAAAGUGAGAGUUUCGCUAGGUAGCGGUCUAUUAAGGAGUACAUACAUAUUUUAUGUCGAAGAUGUGGGUGAUCCUCCCGGCAGCGCUCCUGCCCCUGCUGGUCGCCUCCACGCGCCCCGAUUGCUCCCGAACCGACUACGACAAGUGCAUCGAAAUCGCCGAUCCCCUGGUGAAAGAGGCCCACCUGGUGUUCCCCGACAACAUCAACGACAUCGACCAAGUCUGCGCCACCUGGAACCGGUUCGUCGACUGCCUGAAGCGCUACACCGACGAUUGCUUCACCGACCAGCAGAAGAGGCUCUUCAACAGGGCCGUCGAGAGCCCCAUCGAGAGCGUCCACGAGAUGUGCACCAAUCCCGGCUACCAGAUAGAGUAUUUGAAGUAUGCUCCGUGCAUAAAAAGUACAAUCGUCCAGAGGAUCCAUUGCGGUCCUCAAUACAGCUUGUUGGUGGACCAAGUGGAUCAAGGCGAUAUUAUAUCCAAAUCUACUUUAUGCUGCUCCCACGAUAGAUUCAAGCAGUGUGUCCAAAGAGAGACCCGCAGGCUCUGCGACUUGGGCAAACCGGACGGAGCAGCGACGAAAUUCGCCACACAAAUCAUCGACAAGGCGCUGCGAUUCCUGCAGGAGCAAUGCUUGAACUACAUACCGAAUUCCGGCGACUGCCAGCUGCAGGUCGAUCCUCACUCCGGGAGAUCGGACGCCCUGGGCAUCACCACGUGGGGCGCCGAGACCGAGGGGGUGUUCCCCAGCGCCAGUCCCUCCGGGGGCCCGUCCACGAAUCCGUGGGGGUCGACGGGGUUCUUCAAGAAUAGAGCGGAUGCGGCGAGUGUAUCGCCGAGCGGGGAUUUUCUGGGCGCCAGGUCGAGACCUGGGUCGUACGGGAGGGCCAGUUGGAGCGAUUCCAGCGCUGGUCAAGCGCUGGGGAGCAACACCGUGCAGAUGUAUCCCGAGGUGUCUUCGACUAAAUCCACGCGGCCUGAAUGGUCUUCUUCUUCUUCUGCUGGUUGGGAUGGUAGGCUGCAGAGUACUAGUCCUAGUGUAAUUGGGUCGACGAGGGGUAGUGUGAGAUCUUUCUCUUCGUCGGGAAUGCCGGUUGAAGUUACUUCGGAAACGUGGUAUCCUGCAGCGGGGAAUCCGAUGAGUAAUGAAGUGGAUGCGCCGAAUAAAUUGGGAUUGCAGAAGCCGAAGAAUUCUGGUAUUUCGCUUGGAUCUCCGGGUGGUGUUUGUUAUAUUAUCAUGCUGGUUAUUAACGUUGUUGUGGUUCGAUAUUAGUUGAAUUUUAUUAGUGUAGUAGAAAUAAUGUAGUUACCGGUAUUUAUAACAUCACGUACAAAUUGGUUUGGUUGAAAUUUAGUUAGUUUACACAUGUUAAGGUGAGAUUUUAUUUAAUUUCUAGACUCGGUGCCUUCCGAUGGGGGUUGUAAAUAUUGUUUAAAGCCGUUGCACGUCGAUAUAAAUAGUUUUGCGGAGGUAAAAAUUUGAAUAAAACAUCGUGAUUAACCUUUAAGCUAGUCAAAUAAAAAUGAAUUUUAUUUUAAGGUAUAUAUUUUGUGCGUUUUAUUUUUUACGUUUUGUAGUUUGGAAUUAAUGCCAUUUUAAAUAAUGUUCGAAUCUCCAAUCCACUAAAAUUUGCUGCUUUUGUGUAAAUGUAGAAUUAAAACUUGCACCUACAGUUCAAAGACAUCUUUAAACAUGUACAGAUAUGCAGGAGUAAAUUUAUAUAUUUCAUACAAAGCGAUUACUUUGUAAAACUAAAAAUUAAUAAACGUUUAAAAGUA
Messenger RNA from Phyllotreta striolata, 2004 nucleotides. The record is from the annotation of a GenBank genome assembly. Lineage: Eukaryota; Metazoa; Arthropoda; Insecta; Coleoptera; Chrysomelidae.